Messenger RNA from Camellia sinensis, 1234 nucleotides. The record is from RefSeq and is a predicted model, not a curated record. Lineage: Eukaryota; Viridiplantae; Streptophyta; Magnoliopsida; Ericales; Theaceae.
UUUUGCUGUUUUCUUUCUUCAUUCCUCUAACUCAGUAUUCCCUGUUCUUUAAAGAAGAUGUGUUUUGUGAAGCAUGGCACUGUGUAGUUUUCUUUAUAUUCUUUUCCCUUUUCCCCCUAUAAAAAUAAAAUUAUUUGAAUAAACAGGUAAAACAUGUUAAGCCAACUAUGUUACCAUUUUUUUCUUGUCAACUUAUAUCUCAUAAAAAAAAAAAAAAAUUAGUGCUACAUUUAUUUUGCUGUUUUCUUUCUUUCUUCCUCUAAGCCAGUAUUUUAUGAUCUUUAAAGAAGAUGUGUUUUGUGAAGCAUAGCACUGUAUAGUUUUCUUAAUUUCUUUUCCUUUUUUUUUCUUUUCUUUUCUUUUUUUUUUCCUUCCUAUAAACAUAAGGGGGUUUGUUGCUUGGUGCAAUAGUAAAAGCUCUACAGGACCUUUUUACCUAUGCCUAGCCUGCUCAGUUAGUGUCAAUGUCAAGAAAAUGCACCAAUCUCUAUCUUUUUUUCUUAAAGGUUUAUAUGUUUGUGAUUAUUUUAAUUUGACAUGUUUUUAGUUGGUGGGUUGUCUUGGCAAUGUUUAUAUGUUUAUUAAUUCUUUCUAAGACCAUGGCUUUCCACGAUUCUUGCCAAUCAUUCGUUUUCUAUUGUUAUUGUUGAUGUUGUUGCUAAAGACCAAGGGUACCUCUGAUUGUUGUUGUGGAUUGGAUUUGUCAUUAUUGUAACUUAACGAAUUUGAGUGCAGGUUCAUUUUGUGAAUGGAAAGGCAUUCUCAUACGGAACUUGGGUUUUCUUCUGGACAUCAUGACGUUAUUGAUGGCCCUCUGUCAUUAUGUGCAUAUCUGGUGGCUUCAUGGCAUGAAAUUUCAUCUUGUGGAUGUAGUUCUUUUCCUAAAUAUAUGUGCCUUGUUAGGUGAAAUUGUAAAACGUAUCAAAGGAUUUAUUAGGUUGAAGAUAGCUUUAGGCGCCCUUCAUGGAGCACUUCCAGAUGCAACACCUGAGGAGAUUGAAGCAUAUGAUGAUGAAUGUGCUAUCUGUAGGGAACCAAUGGCAAAGGUGAAGAGACUAUCUUGUAAACAUCUUUUCCAUCUAACCUGUUUGAGAUCUUGGUAUGAUCUAUGUUGCUUGUUACGAUCUUGGACCCCCCCAUCAUGAGUAGAGAGGAAUUUGAAGCUUGGAAAGCUGAUCUAUGGAGGAAGCAUACAACGGAAUCUAUUGCUGCAAAGGUACUAUCAAUAAGCAUC